Quercus robur (English oak) is the source of this 4102-nucleotide messenger RNA. Its product is annotated as kinesin-like protein KIN-7C, mitochondrial. The record is from RefSeq and is a predicted model, not a curated record. Gene Ontology annotation, molecular function: ATP binding; microtubule binding; microtubule motor activity. NCBI's taxonomy places the organism in Eukaryota, Viridiplantae, Streptophyta, Magnoliopsida, Fagales, Fagaceae. Gene Ontology annotation, biological process: microtubule-based movement.
CAAGAGAGAGAGAGAGAGAGAGAGGGGACAGAAUUCAAAGCACCAAUAGUAAAUUAGAGGCCGCUCGCAUUGGUUUUGGAGGGAGCCACUAGUCAAUAGUUAGCUGCUGCUGCCUGCCAGCCUUCAUCACUGUCCCAAGCUGCAUUUCCUUGGCCGGCACGUGACUCUUCUCUUCUCUUCACUCCUUUAUUAUACUCCCUCACUCUCUCUCUCUCUCUCUCUCUCUCUACAGUUCCAAUGUCCGCCGCCUCUAGCUCCACCACCAGGUCCCAGAGAUCCACCUCCUCCAUCUCCCCCUUCCGCUCCCGGAAAUCCCCGGCGCCACCGCCUCCUUAUACUAAGCCCACCGCAGCACGGCCCGUCACUCCCUCCUCCUCCACCUCGUCUCGGCCGCCUUCCAAGCUCUCGGUUUCUCCGGCGGCCUCGGCUAGUCCGAACCCGAGUCCCAGCCCGCCCACUCCCACACUUGAACGCCCCAUCGAUGUAAAUAAGUCCAAGGAGAAUGUCACCGUUACAGUCAGGUUUCGACCCCUCAGUGCUAGGGAGAUUAACAAAGGGGACGAGAUAGCUUGGUACGCAGAUGGGGAUUAUACAGUGCGGAACGAGUACAAUUCAUCCAUUACUUAUGGUUUUGAUAGGGUGUUUGGUCCAGCAACAACAACACGCCAUGUUUACGAUGUUGCUGCUCAGCAAGUUGUUAGUGGUGUAAUGCAAGGGAUUAACGGUACAGUGUUUGCCUAUGGUGUUACUAGUAGUGGCAAGACUCACACUAUGCAUGGGGAGCAAAAGUCACCUGGAAUUAUUCCAUUGGCAGUGAAGGAUGUCUUUGGAAUUAUACAAGAGACACCUGGACGUGAGUUUCUUCUCCGAGUCUCGUAUCUCGAAAUUUACAAUGAGGUUAUCAAUGACUUUGCUUGAUCCUACAGGGCAAACCUACGAAUACGGGAGGAUGCUCAGGGGAACUUAUGUGAGGGAAUCAAAGAAGAAGUUGUUCUAUCCCCUGCUCAUGCGCUUUCCUUGAUAGCAUCUGGGGAAGAGCACAGGCAUGUAGGUUCUAAUAAUUUCAAUCUACUUAGCAGUCGGAGCCACACCAUAUUUACCUUGACUAUUGAAAGCAGCCCACGUGGUGAAAAUCAUGGUGAAGAAGAUGUGUCCUUGUCCCAAUUGCACUUAAUUGAUCUUGCAGGAUCUGAAAGUUCUAAAACCGAAACUACUGGGUUGCGAAGGAAAGAGGGCUCAUACAUUAAUAAAAGCCUACUAACUCUUGGAACUGUGAUUUCUAAACUAACAGAUGAAAAGGCAACUCAUAUUCCCUAUCGAGAUUCAAAACUCACCCGUUUGUUGCAGUCAUCCCUUAGUGGCCAUGGACGGAUCUCUCUCAUUUGCACAGUGACUCCUGCCUCUAGUAAUAGCGAGGAAACACACAACACAUUGAAGUUUGCUCAUCGGAGCAAGCGUGUUGAAAUUAAGGCUUCUCAAAAUAAGAUUAUAGAUGAGAAAUCUCUCAUCAAAAAGUAUCAGAAGGAGAUCUCCAGUUUAAAGCAGGAGCUUCAGCAGUUAAAGCGUGGCAUGAUGCAGAAUCCUGAUAUGGCUGCAUUGACUCAGGAAGAUUUGGUUACACUGAAGCUUCAGCUGGAAGCUGGUCAGGUAAAAUUACAGUCAAGAUUGGAAGAGGAGGAAGAAGCCAAGGCUGCUUUGAUGGGAAGAAUUCAGAGAUUGACUAAACUAAUCUUGGUUUCCACAAAGAAUGCUUUGCCAUCAAGCAUUCCGGAAAGGCCUGGCAAUAGACGGAGACAUUCUUUUGGGGAAGAUGAGCUAGCAUAUUUGCCAGAUAGAAAACGGGAAUACAUGAUUGAUGAUGAUACUGGCAGCCAUGCUUCUGAGCUUUCACUGGAAGAAAGGGGUGAUGUCACUAAUAUAGAUGAGUUGGUUAAAGAUUACAAGAGCAACAGAAAGCGUGGAAUGCUUGGCUGGUUUAAACUGAGAAAGCCUGAGAAUCUGGUAGGAUUGUCACCAAGUGCUGAUAGUGAAAGCUCUGCUAGUGGGUCACCUGCAUCUUGUUCAAAGUCAUCUCAAAGUAGAGUAAAGUUUAAUGAAAUGAAGGAUGGACGGAGAAAAUCAGUCAGUAGAAGGGGAGAUGAAUCUGCUGUUGUUGACUCAUUUCCAGAGAGAACCCAGGCAGGUGACUUGUUUAGUGUGACUGUUGGAGGACGCCGCCUGCCGCCGACUGGGACCACUAUUACAGAUCAAAUGGAUCUUCUUUGUGAGCAAGUUAAAAUGUUGGCUGGAGAGGUGGCAUUGUGUACCAGUUCUCUGAAAAGACUCUCAGAGCAAGCAACUAUCAACCCUGGCGAUUCACAAAUGAUGGAACAAAUGCAGAAGUUAAAGGAUGAAAUUAGAGAAAAAAAGCGUCAAAUACGUGUUUUGGAGCAACGUAUGAUUGGAUCUGUUGAGACAACUACACAUGCAUCAAACAGCAUUGAGGUGUCUCAGGCUCUUUCCAAGCUUGCUUCUCAGCUAAAUGAAAAAACUUUUGAACUUGAGAUUAAAUCAGCAGACAAUAGGAUACUUCAGGAACAGCUACAGAUGAAGGUAUCGGAGAAUGAUGAGAUGCAAGAAACAAUUCUUCUUCUAAGGCGACAGCUCAACUCGUUAUCAGAUAGAAGCUCCGGUAAUUCACAACAAAUUUCUGAGGCUGGGGCUACACCAGUCAGAACUUGUCCUGAAGGGUUCUUAGAAAAGAAUGUUGAAGAGGGGAAAGGGCUUAGUUCAUAUGAAGAAAAUUAUGCUGAUGAAAAUACUCCGACAAGUGUCAUGAGCUUGAAUAGGAUAUUUAAUCUGGAGGACUCGAAAGAGAGCAACAAUGAUUUGAAAAACCAAGUCCAUAUGCAGGCUGCUGAGAUAGAGAAUUUGAAGCAAGAGAAAGUGAGAUUGAUUGAAGAAAAGGAUGGGCUUGAAAUUCAGACUCAAAAGCUGGCAGAAGAAGCUUCAUAUGCAAAAGAGUUGGCUGGGGCUGCAGCAAUUGAACUCCGAAACUUGGCUGAAGAAGUAACUAAGCUGUCUUACGAUAAUGCAAAGCUGACUGGUGACCUGGCUGCCACAAGAGAGGCUCAUGGCAGAUUUAUCUGUUGUCAGAGGUCUGUUUCUUAUGAUUUAAAACAUGCUCGACCUGAUGGGCGCCAUAGAAAGCCAGACGAUGGAGUUUUGGUUGAAGAGUUGCAGAAGGAACUUAAUGCAAGAUAUCAGAGAGAAGCUGUGCUGGAAACCACACUAUCUGAGAAAGAUCAAAUAGAAGUUGAGCUACAAACAAGACUUGAUGAAGCUAAACAGCGUGAAGAAGAUUUGGAAAAUGAACUUGCCAAUAUGUGGGUGCUUGUUGCAAAGUUAAGGAUGUCUGGCACUAAUGCUGAUGACAUUUCAUCUGAAGGGUUGCAUGCAUUAAAUAUAUCACAAACCAGAGUUAGGAAUGGAUAUCUUCAAUCUAAUGGUCUCUCAAAUAAAAUGUUUGAAGAAGAUGACGUAUAUGAAAACAUGGAUAAGAUGAGUACAUUAGAAGAAUCAAGAGCUAGCUAUCUGAAAGAAAGGAGAAGAUGCAAAGAACUGGAGAGCCUUGUUUCCAGGUUGAAGGGUGAAGAUGUUGCUGGUUUGGAUGUUACUGCUCUUGAAGAACUGCAGAACCUUCAUGUUGAAGCUAUAACAAAGAUUUGCCAUGCAAAGUGUACAAACCAUGGCUUAUAGUGUCUUUAGAUCAACCCAUAAUGGGCUCUCCCACACAUGCAGUUUCUCAUCUUUAAGGUAUUAAGCGGGCAUAAUGUAUUUUGUACAGAUGAAAUCGAGUCAACUUUUGCAACUCAUUUAUACAAGCACCAAUGGAGAUGCAUUUUUCUCUUAAUUGAAGUUCUCAUGGGUGACAAGCAGCAGAGAUGGAUCACAGAUUGUUAUAACAUGCAUUUCUUUUGUAACAUAAACUUCAUAUUAAUAGUUUUAUGUAUGGGACAUACCCUUCUACAUUUCCUACCCUGUAGGUGAUAUAAAAGAAAAAGAACUAUUGUAAACCCUUUGCCUAACACAUAUACCAUGUCCUGAUGCUACUUUUGCCUUA